Messenger RNA from Entamoeba histolytica HM-1:IMSS, 1269 nucleotides. RefSeq names its product 26S protease regulatory subunit, putative. Lineage: Eukaryota; Evosea; Mastigamoebida; Endamoebidae. The transcript has a single exon. Gene Ontology annotation, molecular function: ATP binding; proteasome-activating activity; ATP hydrolysis activity. The record is from RefSeq and is a predicted model, not a curated record. Gene Ontology annotation, biological process: proteasome-mediated ubiquitin-dependent protein catabolic process. Gene Ontology annotation, cellular component: proteasome regulatory particle, base subcomplex. Bases 1 to 1269 code for a protein of 422 amino acids.
AUGGAAGGUUUCACGGAAGAAGAAAUGAUUACAUUAAAUGAAGCAGAUGUUCUUUCACUUAGUAAUGAAGAAAUUAAACAACAAAUUAAACAAAUGGAAAGGCAAGAAGGAGUUAUUAGACAUGAACAUGAAAGAAUUCGACAAGAGCUUGCAGUUAUUAAUAAACAAAAUAAAGAAAGUAAAGAAAAGAUAGAGAUGUUUGCAAAAUUACCAUUUUUAAUAUCAAAUGUAGUUGAGAUAUUAGACUUGCCACCAGAAGAAAGUGAUGAUGGGUCAGGAUUAGAUAAUAAAGGAAAUGUAGGAACAAAAGGAGUUGUUAUUAAUACUUCGAUGAGAUCUAAUGUAUUUCUUCCAGUGUCAGGACUUGUUAAUGUCAAAGACCUUAAACCAGGAGAUCUUGUUGGAGUUAAUAAAGACACAUAUUUAAUAUUAGAAAAAUUACCACAACAAUAUGAUGGAAGAGUUAAGUCGAUGGAAGUCAUUGAAAGACCAACAGAAACAUAUAACGAUGUAGGAGGAUUAGAUAAAGAAAUGAAAGAAAUGAUUGAGGCUAUUGUUUUACCUAUGACACAAAAAGAGAAAUUUGAAAAGCUUGGGAUUCAAACACCAAAAGGAGUUCUUUUAUAUGGACCACCAGGAACAGGAAAAACAUUAAUGGCAAGAGCAUGUGCAGCACAAACAAAAAGUACGUUUUUAAAAUUAGCAGCUCCACAACUUGUUUCAUCAAGUAUUGGAGAUGGGUCAAGAAUCAUUAGAGAGAUGUUUGAGCUUGCUAAAUCAAAAGCACCAGCAAUUAUUUUUAUUGAUGAAAUAGAUGCAAUUGGUACAAAAAGAACGGAAAGUGAACAUAGUGGAGAUAGAGAAAUUCAAAGAACAAUGUUAGAAUUAUUAAACCAAUUAGAUGGGUUUAGUAAAACGGAUGAUGUCAGAGUUAUUGCGGCAACAAAUCGAAUUGAUGUUUUAGAUCCAGCACUCUUACGUUCAGGAAGAUUUGAUAGAAAGAUAGAGUUUCCAACACCAAAUGAAGAGGCAAGAGUUCAUAUUUUACAAAUCCAUAGUAAAAAAUUAAAGUGUAGUGAUGACAUUAAUUUUGAAGAACUUGCACGUUCUACACAAGAUUUUAAUGGAGCACAAUUAAAGGCAGUUUGUGUUGAAGCUGGAAUGAUUGCAUUAAGGAGAGAAGCAAUAGAAAUUCGACAUGAAGAUUUCCAACAAGGAAUAUUAGAAGUUCAAAGCAAGAAAAAGAAGAGUUUAACAUAUUUUGCUUAA